ACCCCCUGGUGAAUGAAUAAUGUAUUUAGUUGGUAAUGCAUUCAUGAAACUACAUACAUUAACUUAAAACUUCAGCUACAUAGAUAAGAUUACACUGCUGUUUUACUCUAUCAAUCCAAUCUACUCACUACAUGUAGACACUAGUCAGCCAAAGGUUUAUAGUAAAACAAUGGAUUACCCUGACGUCUUCACAUAUUUAUAUAUUCAAUUGUUUGGAUUGGUAAUUGGGCUUCAGUGGGUAAAUUACUCUGAUGUUUUGAAGCACUAGUAGAAAUAAUUCCAGCUCAUUCAAUUAUCUUUGCCUUUCCACAGAUAUGUUGCAAUGCUACAUACAGUGCAAGAUACUUAUAGUCUAUUUACAUCUCAGUGUCAUCUGUGAGGUGAUUUCUUAAAUGGGUUGUUCUUAUUGAAGGUAGUCCGUCAGCUCCACAGCCAAUACCAUCUCUGGGUCCAGUGCAGCAAGGGGACAUAACCAAUUCACUUCUCCUCUACUCCACAGCGAGAAAUUCUACCCCUCCACCUUUUUAAAGAGCUGAUUAAUAUAAAAGAAAUAUACUCAAGAAGCCAAGAGCACCUGUCGUAAAUAACAGUAUAUAAAGGUAUUGUUGGAAUGGACCCGAGACAUUCGAUCUCCUUGUCUGGUUGGAGGGGGGUGUUUGGUGUGGAGGGCAGAAGCAUCCUUAGUCCUGGAAACAAUGUUAUUCACACAAAAGAAGACACAGAUGUCCAGAACAAGAUUAUUACAUUGCUACUUCAAAAGAGCUUACUGCCUGUGGAGAAAAAUGAUGCUCUUGGUCUAGACUUGGCUAGUAGAGUAGCAGAGCUAGAGGAGCUGGAAGCUUUGAGAGAUGAUCUGGAGCUGAAGCUCACAGCAAAUGCAUUGUCCACACCUAAGAAGAGGGCUGAAGCUUGUUUCUGGAAGUACUGUGUGUGACAGACCUACUGUGACGCAGAACCUCUGCAAGGUCAAGCUAAGAAUUUGGCAUAGCCUCAUUCAUCCACAGUCACCUCAGAUGUUUCAAUGUUGUCUGUCAUUGUUAACGUUAACUAUCAAAACUUGAUAAUUUAGGAAAUGUCUUAAGAGUUUAGAAUGAAUUUCUGUAUUAUUUGUAACUAAAUAAACCUCAUUAUUGACUUUUUAAUUAUUAUUUGAGUAACAAAAAGCGUUUUAGUCAAGUAUUAUUUGGAAAUAAAAGUUUUUAAAGAUGAAUAAUUGUCUUUUGUUUACAUGUAUAUAAUUUGUUGUUUCCCUCUACUGCUAA
Messenger RNA from Hypomesus transpacificus, 1262 nucleotides. It is a transcript of the gene uts2d, whose product is annotated as urotensin 2 domain containing. Gene Ontology annotation, cellular component: extracellular region. The transcript is spliced from 7 exons. Bases 611 to 934 code for a protein of 107 amino acids. Gene Ontology annotation, molecular function: hormone activity. Gene Ontology annotation, biological process: blood vessel diameter maintenance; regulation of blood pressure. The record is from RefSeq and is a predicted model, not a curated record. Lineage: Eukaryota; Metazoa; Chordata; Actinopteri; Osmeriformes; Osmeridae.